Penicillium vulpinum is the source of this 3684-nucleotide messenger RNA. Its product is annotated as putative succinate-semialdehyde dehydrogenase. Gene Ontology annotation, molecular function: succinate-semialdehyde dehydrogenase (NAD+) activity; hydrolase activity. NCBI's taxonomy places the organism in Eukaryota, Fungi, Ascomycota, Eurotiomycetes, Eurotiales, Aspergillaceae. The transcript has 12 exons. Bases 1 to 3684 code for a protein of 1227 amino acids. The record is from RefSeq and is a predicted model, not a curated record.
AUGAUUGAUGACCAUCAACAAAAAACCGCUCUAGAUGACUACUUGAUCCUCCUAGGAUAUAUCCUCGCCAUCUCCCAAUCUGUUACCUCGUGGUACUACAUCGAAACCAACUAUGUCGGCAUUCACUUUGCGGAAAUUCCAGAGCACGAUCCCAGACCUGGGCUAGAGUGGAACUGGGCAAAUCAGCUCCUGUAUAAUCCAGCCUUGACCGUGAUAAAACUCUCGAUCUUAUUCUUCCUGCGCCGAAUCGAUUCACGCUCACGUGUGAUCCAAUACCUCAUCUGGAGCUCCUUCGCUAUGGUAGUCGGCCUUUUCAUCACCGUCCUCAUCGUCGAUAUUUUCCAAUGCAGCCCAGUGCAAUACGUCUACGACAUGACCAUCCCGGGCGGGAAAUGCAUCAACCAAGGCGUAUUCUAUGUCUCAACCGCAGCGCUAAACCUCUUCACUGAUCUGAUGGUCCUCUCAAUCCCGAUCAUAAUUACCGCUCGCCUCCAAAUGCCCCUCCGACGCAAGUUCGCCGUGUGCAUCAUCCUAUGUCUAGGUGGAGUAGCAACCGCCAUCGGAGUGUGGCGCGUCAUCAUCCUCGCUACAGCAUUCCUCUCCAAAACCCCAAACCCUGAUCCAACCUACUCAAUCGGAUUCUGCAGCUCGGCAGUCGAGGUGCAUGUCGCUGUGGUGACAGCCUGCGGACCCUCUAUGAAAGCUAUCAGCAGCAGAUUCCUCCCCAAACUGCUUGGCAGCUCGCGGGAGAAAUCCACUUACGGCGCUGGCACCGGUACCGGCACCGGCAUCGGCAUCGGCUCGCGACUCCGCUCGACCAUCUUCAAGUCUUCCUCACAGGCCCAGCCAUCCAUGUACUCCCACACCGAUUACGAGAUGGCGGAUCCGUUGGGUGGACCGCGUACUGAUUUUGGUAGCGAUUUCGAAAUGCCUUUGCAUUUGGCUGAACACACUGCAAAUAUGGCAACCCAGUACGAGCUACCAUUCAAGCUAGCGGAUCCUAGUCUGCUGAAAUUCGACUCCAUCGUCGGCGACAAAUGGAUCGGUGCAAAGAGCGGAAAGCGAUUUGAAGUACUUGAUCCCGGCACAGACAAAGCAUGGGCCAGCUGCCCCGCCAAUACAGCAGAAGAUGUAUCCGCCGCCGUUGAAACCGCUCACACAGCCUUCGAGCAAUUCCGCAAAGUCAACCCCCGCCAACGCGCAAAGUGGCUACUAAAAUGGCACGAUCUGACCUUAGCCGCCCGCGAGGAUCUUGCCCAGAUCGUGACCCAUGAAACCGGAAAACCGCUCGCAGAAGCAUACGGCGAGAUCGACUACUCCCUCGGCUUCUUAUGGUGGUUCGCUGGGGAAGCAGAGCGCAUCCAUGGCACUGUAUCAACAGCCGCGGCACCAAACCGUCGCCUCUUCACCAUCAAGCAGCCGAUCGGCGUGGCUGCCGCACUCGUCCCAUGGAACUUCCCUGUUGCUAUGGUUCUGCGGAAAGUCGGUGCUGCGAUGGCGGCUGGCUGCACGAUGGUAGUCAAGCCCAGUCCCGAGACGCCGAUUUCGGCACUCGUGUUAGCCGAGCUGGCGCAUCGUGCAGGCAUCCCAGCUGGUGUGUUGAAUGUGCUGACUACGGACUUGGAGAAUACCCCUGCGCUAAGCGAGGCGUUGUGUAAACACCCACUCGUUAAGAAGGUUACAUUCACAGGCUCAACGCGGGUUGGUAAGUUGGUUGCUUCGCACUGUGCGCAUGGUCUUAAGAAAUUGACCCUCGAGCUUGGUGGAAAUUGUCCUUUCCUUGUUUUCGACGAUGCCAAUCUGGAUCAGGCAGUUGAGCAGCUCAUGUCGCUAAAAUGGCGUCAUGCCGGUCAGGCUUGUAUUACUGCCAACCGGAUUUAUGUUCAGGCUGGGGUUUAUGAUCGCUUCGCUGCGCUUCUGAAGGAGCGCACUUCUGCGCUGGUUGUUGGUCAUGGUGCGGUGGUUGGUACCACUAUGGGACCAUUGACCACGCCCAGGAGUAUUGAUAAGGCCUUUGCACAGGUUGAGGAUGCUCGUCGGCUCGGUGCAGAUGUUAUCUUGGGCGGUAAUCCUCUCAAGUCGAAGCCGGGUUAUUUCUUCGAGCCUACUAUUUUGUCUGGCAUGACCGAGGAGAUGCUCAUUUCUCAGGAAGAAUCGUUUGCGCCUAUUGCUGCGCUGUACCGAUUUGAGACUGAGGAGCAGGCUGUCAAGCUGGCUAAUGAUACCAGCAUGGGUCUGGCUAGUUAUGCCUUCACUAAGAAUAUCGAUCGCAUGUGGCGUCUCUUGGAGAACUUGGAGGCGGGCAUGAUCGGAAUGAAUACAGGCAACUCAUCGGCUGCCGAAUCGCCUUUCGGUGGUGUUAAGGAGUCUGGUUAUGGCAAAGAAAGUGGAAAAGAUGUGGCUGUCAAUGAGUACUUGGUUACCAAAACAGUCGUCAUUCACCUCACUAUGGACAACCUUAGUCCAUUACGACACCUGGUUCAGUCUCACCCACUAAUUGACAACCAUGGCCACAACCUCCUGAACCGCGAGUCAGCCACUGACUAUGACAAUUACCCAUUAGAGGCUAUCACCACCUCAGCGCACGGUCGCGCCCUAGAAAAUGCCCGCACCACCCUCCCCUCGCUGCGGGCCACAACCCAGCUCUCUGAGCUAUACGGAAGUCCCUGUGCAGACUGGAACGACGUCCAAUCUGCCCACGAGCGAAGCGUGCGUGAAGACUACGACGGCCUGAUCCGAAAGUCUCUAGAAGGCACACACGCACUUCUCCUCGAUGACUAUCUCAGCGAUGACGAAGACGUUGAACCUUCCGGCUGGCACGAUACCUUCACCGUCUCAGCGACAAAGCGGAUCGUGCAGAUCGAAGCCCUGGCAGAAUCUACAGUCCUGGACGUGUCCAACGCGCGCAAGAAUGGCGAAUCAGUCUGGAACAAUUUCCGACAACGGUUCCAGGAUGCUCUUGCCUCUGCCCUGGACGAUCCCAACAUCGUGGCCUUUAAGUCGGAAAUCUGCUGUCGGACUGGAUUGGACGUGGAUCCGUAUUCCUCCGACGAUACAACUCUGGGCGGGUCAUUGAUUCGAAUCCUCGAUUCUGGAACCACCAGGUCCGGCUUCGAGGUCGAUGAUAAGGGAAUAUGCGACUGGAUUGUCCAGCAGACUCUGAAAGCGAUCACGUUUAAAAAGAGGGCUGGUGUUGCCAAACCUUUGCUGUUUCACACGGGCCUGGGAGAUAAUCGGGUUAAUCUUUCGCGAGCUAACCCUGCUUGUCUGCAGCCUUUAAUCGCGCAGUAUGCUGAUGCGGAUAUUGUGCUGUUGCACGCUGGAUACCCCUACGUCCGCGAAGCGGGUUAUCUGGCUUCAGCUUAUCCCAAUGUCUAUGUUGACCUCGGGAAGGUGUUCCCCAUGGUCAGCCGAGAGGCGCAGGUGAAGGUUCUGAGAGAAAGUCUGGAGCUCGCGCCAACCAGCCGCUUGCUAUGGAGUACUGAUGGCCGGUUUCACCCGGAGUCGUUCUGGUUGGCUAAUCGGCAAUUCCGUCAGGCUCUCGAGACGGUACUCGUGGAUUACGUUCUACAUGGCGACUUCACUGCGUCACAGGCUAUGAAGAUUGCAGCCGAUGUUCUGUUCAACAAUUCUAACCGUCUUUACAGUCUCAACUUGACUGCAGCAUACACACCUGGAGAAUAA